Messenger RNA from Paramecium primaurelia, 1133 nucleotides. NCBI's taxonomy places the organism in Eukaryota, Ciliophora, Oligohymenophorea, Peniculida, Parameciidae. The record is from the annotation of a GenBank genome assembly.
AUGAUUGCCAAUCAAAAAUCAUUUAAGUAGCCAGCUUCUUCUUCCUAUUAAUUUCUCGAUAAAUUAGGUUAAGGGUAUAUAUUAUAAAAUAAAAUAGUGCUUUUGGUUACAUAUGGAAAGUCAGACAUAUUUCAAGUGGAUAAAUAUAUGCCUGUAAACUAGUAAAAAAUUCAAUGAAAAAAGAAAAAAAGUUGUUAUUAAGAGAAAUAUAAAUUUUGUAAUAACUUAAAGGCAAGAAAGGUAUGGUUUAAUAAUUUUAUUAUUUUUGAGGAUUUACAUAAUUAUUUGCAUCAGGUUCAGAUUUACAUAAUACAUAUUUUGUAAUGAAUUUGAUGGGAGAAAACUUAGAAUAAAUUCGUUAAAAUAAAGGUAUUUUCAAUAAGAUUUUACCAAUUGGAUUAGAAAUAUUGUAGCUUUUGAAAGAGCUCCAUUCGGAAGGAGUAAUUCAUAGAGAUAUUAAACCUGAGAACUUUGUGAUGAAUCAAGGAAGAAUAAAUUUGAUUGAUUUCGGAUUAUCAAAAAAAUAUAUCAUAAAUGGAAAUCAUAUAAGUUAUAGAGAAAAUAAGGGAAUGAUUGGUACUGCUAGAUAUGCUUCAAUUAAUGCUUUAAAAGGUAUUGAAUAAUCAAGAAGAGAUGAUCUCGAAUCUGUUGGUUAUAUGCUCAUUUAUUUACAUUAAGGUGAUUUGCCUUGGUCGCAUAUUUGUGAUUAAGAAAAAGAAAUUAGAUAUUCUAAGAUAAAGAAAAUGAAAAAAUCAUUAAAAUUAGAUGAAUUGUUUGGAUUACCUAUUUAAUUAUAAAUUUAUAUGGAUUAUGUUAAAGGAUUAUAAUUUGAAGAAGAUCCAGAUUAUGAUUAUAUGAUCUCUAUCUUUUAAUAAGUUGAAAAAAGUAAUCGUAUGAUUUAUCAUAAUUAUUCUUCUAAACCAAUAAUAAAAUUAAGAUCAAUUUUAAUUUAAAGAAGGAGUGUUCGUUCACCAUCUAAAGGAGUAAAUUCAAGUAGAAAAAUUAGUUUCGAAAAUGAUACAUCAGAAGGUUCUGAAAUUGAUGAAGAAUUGUGCAAUUCAAUAUAAUUAAAACAUUUUGUAGUAGGUAUAAAAUAACCAACAAGUAGUCCAAUAUAUGUCAAAUGUAAAUGA